Molecule: messenger RNA, 5975 nt
Organism: Pogoniulus pusillus (Red-fronted tinkerbird)
Lineage: Eukaryota; Metazoa; Chordata; Aves; Piciformes; Lybiidae
Gene: DEPTOR
Product: DEP domain containing MTOR interacting protein
Exons: 10
Coding region: 502-1695 (397 amino acids)
Biological process (GO): negative regulation of TORC2 signaling; negative regulation of protein kinase activity; intracellular signal transduction
Molecular function (GO): protein binding
Source: RefSeq, a predicted model, not a curated record
GAAGCGCCGGCAGCAGCAUCUCACCCGCGCCCUGAGCGCGGAGCCCUCCAGCGCACCGCGGCGCAGCUCAGCCCCGCGCAGGAGGGAGGCCGCGGGGACUCUGCGCCGCGGGAAGGGAGUCACGAGAGGAGGCGGCGGCGUUCCUCCAUUCGCAGCCACCUUCUGCCCCCUCCACCGCCUCCCCAACCCCAGGGCCGGCAACGAGGGGAGCGGCGGCGCUGCCUUCGUCGCAGCGGGUCCGACGGGAAGCCGAGGCGGCGGGAGCCGCCGGACUCGCAGUCCCGCAGGGAUCUGGCCUUUUCCCGCCGGGGGGCAGACAGAGCCGACCCUGCCGUGUGACAGCCGUGGGGGGACGCUGCUGCCUCGGCGAGCCGGGCUGAGACUGCAGCGGCUGCGGCCAUGUGUUUCUCCGCCUGCCUGUGACACAAUAACACGGGAAGCGGGGAGGGGAUCGAAGCCUGCUGAGGGGAAAAGUGACCUGCCCCGCUCAGGCCGGCGGCGAUGGAGGAGGGCAUGAGCACUAUGCAGCAGAAAGCGGCGGAGCUGGAGCACAUGGCUGAGGUCCUGCUCACCGGCGAGCAGCUCCGACUCCGACUGCAUGAAGAGAAGGUCAUUAAAGAUCGGCGUCACCACCUUAAGACCUACCCAAACUGCUUUGUUGCCAAAGAGCUGAUCGACUGGCUGAUUGACCAUAAAGAGGCCUCAGACCGGGAGACAGCUAUUAAACUGGUGCAGAAAUUACUGGAUCACAGCAUUAUCCACCAUGUGUGUGAUGAGCACAAGGAAUUUAAGGAUGUCAAGCUAUUCUACCGCUUCCGAAAAGACGAUGGGACGUUUCCACUGGACAAUGAGGUGAAGGUGUUCAUGAGAGGACAAAGACUGUAUGAAAAGCUGAUGAAUUCUGAAAAUACUCUUCUGCAAGCAAGGGAAGAGGAUGGAGUCAAGUACGAACGAACCUUUGUGGCAUCAGAGUUCAUUGACUGGCUGAUCCAGGAGGGAGAGGCCACGACACGGAGUGAAGCAGAGCAGCUUGGACGCAGACUUUUGGAGCAUGGGAUUAUACAGCAUGUGUCCAACAAGCACCAUUUUAUGGACAAUAACUUGCUCUACCAGUGCAGAAUGAACUUCCGUCGGCGGCGGCGAUUAAUGGAGCUCCUGACUGAGAAGUCUCGCUUGAUGCCAGAAACCCAUGACAGCCCAUUUUGCCUGCGCAAGCAGAACCAUGACAACAGGAAACACACCAGCUUUCUCUCAGUGAGUCCCACCAAGGAGAUAAAAAUCGUGUCGGCAGUGCGGAGGAGCAGCAUGAGUAGCUGUGGCAGCAGCGGGUACUUCAGCAGCAGCCCCACGCUCAGCAGCAGUCCACCCGUGCUCUGCAACCCCAAAUCUGUGUUGAAGAGACCUGUGACUGCUGAUGAGCUUUUGAUGCCUGGAGCCCCAUACGUAAGAAAAACUUUCACGAUUGUCGGUGAUGCCGUGGGCUGGGGCUUUGUGGUGCGAGGGAGUAAACCCUGCCACAUCCAGGCCGUGGACCCCAGUGGGCCAGCAGCUGCAGCUGGCAUGAAGGUUUGCCAAUUUGUGGUAUCUGUCAAUGGCCUCAAUGUUCUCCAUGUAGAUUACAGGACAGUGAGUAACCUCAUCCUGACUGGUCCUCGAACAAUUGUGAUGGAAGUGAUGGAAGAAAUAGAAUCCUGAGAAGGGAAAAAACCUUUUACUGGACUUUUUUUCAUGAGAGAAAUAAGGACAACCAUGGAGCGGCAGGAGAUAAGGAGGCAGAAUGUUGCUGUAUCUAAAUAGAUGAUUUUGCUUUGGGGGAGUGGGGCUCUCUUUCAUUUAACAAUAAUGGCACUGGUGAUUAUGUGAAGAAGUGAACAAUGUACACCAGCAUAUUUUCACUAAGGACUUCAUUUUGUGUGACAGAGAAAAGGUUAAGGCCUUUAGGUUGUCUGUCCAGCCACGUCUGCAUUGGCCAGAAUGGUUUCCCACCAAAGAAGCCAGGCACAUUUCCUCACAACUUGCCACUGAAUCAGAGCAUUUCAAGAGAUGAAAGAACUAAACACUGUGAGUUCAGGAUGACACAAAUGAUUUGUUUGGCAUAUUUACAUGGGUAAAUGUUCUCCUGGUGUUCAGCGUUGUCCCAGGAUCAUGUGCUGUCACAGCUUCUCUCUCUUCAGGCUCAAGGACAGCUGCCUAAAUGCUGGCUUGGUUGCAGUCAAACACAAACUGCAAAUGCAUGAAAAAUAGGUGUUCCUUCUCCAUAGAGGUUACUCUGAUAUGUAUGCUUAGGCCUGACUAAAUACACAGAUUGGUGUAGAAACCAAACUGCUGCAGAUGGAAAAGCAUGCAGUACUUUUGCAAACAUCUCCCUUGAAAAUCAGGCUUUCUGUUUAGAAGCCUGCAGACUGGUUUAGGUGCUCAAGCACAAACUAGCAAUUGGGUUUGGGAGUUUUUUAAUCCCUUAUCUUUAAAGGAAGGCUAUCUUACUAUUGCUCUUGGUCACUUUGGAGAAAUUUUGGACACCUUUAUUCCUAGAAGAACAAUAAUACUUGGCGUGCUAAAGCAGGGAAUCGUCAGCGUUGGCAUUUGCAAUGAUACAUUCAGAUGCUCCAGCAGAGAACGUACACUUCAAAUUGAAGCAAUGUACUUGAAUGUGCAUUAAGCUUGUUAGCACUUUGCAAUCAUUAGAUGUUUUGCAAACUACAGCCUUGCCACGAGUUGCAUUUGACACUGUUACUAAUAGGAUGUUGUAUUUAGCCGACUCGUAGUCUUUUUCAAACAGUAGUGUUUCUUCCUUGGCAAAUUCAUGAAAUGAAUUAUUUUUUUAAAUGUAUAUAUAUAAAUUCCAUGUUCUGCACUCAGGUGAUUCCUCAGCUUGUUGUUCAGCCUGGAGAAGAGAAGGCUCAGGGGAAACCUUACUGCUCUCUACAACGAUCUGAAAGGAGGUUGUAGCCAGAUGGCAUUUGGUCUCUUCCCUCAGGCAACCAGUGACAGAAUGAGGAGACACGGUCUCAAGCUGUGCCAGGGCAGGUUUAGGCUGGAUGUUAAGAAGAAGUUCUUCAUAGAAAGAGCAAUUGGCAUUGGAAUGGGCUGCCCUCAGAGGUGGUGGAGUCACCAUCCCUGGAGGUGUUUAAGAGGAGGCUGGAUGAGGCACUUAGUGCAAUGGUUUAGUAAUUAGAAGGUGUUAGGUGAUAGGUUGGACUUGAUGAUCUCAAAGGUCUUUUCCAACCUGGUUAAUUCUGUGAUUCUGUAAUUUGACUGCCUGGGUUUUCUUUGAACUUUGAACUGAAUAAAUAUGUCUUCACCCACAAAAUUAUAAGCAUACAUUGCAGACUCUGUCUGCUGUCCAGAUUUUACAGUUAAAGCUUGAAUUUCUAUAUAAGCAUACCAGAAAUCCUUCAAUUAUGGGGUGAGGGAAGCAUUUUUCCCUCAAUUUUGAAAUAUGUUUUCUAUUAAAAAUUGUUCUCACUAAAUACAUUGCUCUUGAAGUAUGUUUUUCACUUACUUGAACACCUUUACAUCAAAGAUAAAGCAAGCCUUCAACAUCACACUGUGUGAUGUUGUAGGUAGGAGUCCAGACAUGCUUUGUUUCAGGUACAAUCCAUCUGUAGCCGAUUUUUCACCAUGAAAGCUUCUCAUAUUCCACUAAUACGCAGCAGUGCAGGGAGGGAUAAAACUGCAACCACUAACUUGAUACUAACCAGGCACAAAAGUGUUUGGAGGAUCCUCUCAAGCCAUUACCUGGUAUGACAGUUACUUAUUCAAAUGCUACCCGCAAAAAUGUUGGUGCAACCCACAGCAGAUUAUAUUCUGCAGUUAACCCCAAAGAAACAGUUCAGCUCAUCAUGCUAUACAAGAUUGUCACAACCAUCAGUACUAUCCACCUAAGAACAGCUGGGGAAAAUCCUGCUGUCUCAGAAAUGUGGCAGUAUGCUCCAGAUUUCUGAUACUUGUGACUCCAGGAAUGCUUCUCCAAAUACUUCUGUUUUCUUUUCUGCCUGGGAUCUUUUGGUAGCUUGGUCGUGUGUGUUUGUACCACUUUAAAACAUAAAUUCUAUGUAUUAGGCUAGGUUAAGUAUUCAAAUGUGAAGGAUUUUCCUAGCAAAAUGCUAAUGAUUCUCUCUGAUGCCAUUGUGGAUUCUUCUGUCUUGCAUCCUUUGCCUUAGUUAAUAUUCUGCUACAACUUCCCCGUAGCUUACAGAUAAUUAAGAAACUGGGUCAGAAUUUAGCUUAAUAAUGCAUUAGAGAGUGUACUUCAGACUUAAGCAAAAUGAGUGGGAAUGGGGGCAGGGGGAAAAAAAACCUGCAUAUUACUGUGCUACAGAUUGGAGAUGGCAUUUUCAUUUUCAAGUUACAUGAGUCCCUAUCACAAUGUGAGCAUCAUUACUUGCCUGCACUUUAAUGGGGGUUUCCGUAUUGUGCUCUCGACUUGAUUUGACAAUCCACAGUUUAAUUAAUUCCUUCCUUCUUCAAUUUGACAAAGGUAUUCAAAUGAUCUCUACAGUGAAAUUUUUUAUUUUGAGGGGGGGAAGGGGGAGAAUUAAUUGUGCUAUGAAAUGUAUAGUUUCCAAUUGUGCUGCAGUUUGUCUGCACAUAGUGAUGCAAUACCCUCCAAGAUAGCCCACAGAAGUCUGUGCCAGGCUCUUGUGCACUUUAGAGGGCACUGAAUUUUGAAUGCAGUAGAGCACUUUGCAUCCCGUGAAGUAGGAUGGGAAAGGUAAUAUUAUUCAGAGAAGUGAGGCAUUUCAAGAGCUGCAUGACUGUCACGGUGUGGACUGAAGCAAAAAAGCAGAAAGGAAAAAAAAAGUCAAACCCUGGCAUCAGCAGUAAUAACUUCAUUAAAAAGAUUGGCAGUUUUGGAAGACUUACCUGUCUGACAUGUGUUUUUGGUUACUCUGGAUCUUGUGAGAUCUCUGCUAAACCUUUUUGCCUUAGUAACACAGAUUAGUGCCACUCCUCUGCACAUGUACACUUGCCAGUCGUUUAGGAACGUCUUCAAGCAAUAUAAAUUCAAGUGGUAGUUAAGCUAAUUGGAGCAUUAAUUCAGUGCCAUAUUCCUCCUAUUUUUCUUCUGUUUCCUAUGAGAUAGAUGAUUUUUAUUAUCAAGAUCAAAUCAUAUAUAUAUAUAUGUAUGUAUAUAUAUAUAUAUAUAUACACACACACACACACGAGAACACAAUUGGAUUCACAGCUAGCCCCACAGAAGGCAUUUCACUCAUGAAAUAAUGCAAUAAUCCACUUAAUUUUUUAUUAGCAUUUUAUCAUCUGCAUUUUGGCCUUCAUGGAAGCUAAAGGUAAAAAUGUCAGCAUGGGAGACCCUAGCAUGUCAUAGCAGCAUCUGCAGUACCAGUGGUCUGUCCCCCUUCUAUGAGAUUGCCUUCAGGCAGAGGUUUGGGAGGAAAGGAGACACAUAGCAGGAAUGCAUUUGCUUCCAUUGCUGAUUAUUUUCUCACUAAUUUUCCUCACCAGAGGACAGUCCUUGUACCAAUGUGAUGUGGUUAACACAGACAUAGCUAAAGAGCAGUCUGAGGAUUAGGAAGAAGGAGUGACUGACUUCUUUCUUCAUCUGCACCGACACAUACGAUGUGUGGAGGUUUGCUUAUUCCUGUGGAUGGAGACAAAAUGAUCAAAUUAUGAGGUAUCAGUCCAAUCAUUUCAGACAAUUUAGUGAACUAAGUACUACAUUUUUAUUGUUAAUUUUGUGAAAUAAUAAUUAUUCUGAUUUUAGAGGCAGGAACAAUGGAAACCAUGCAGGUUGCAAAAAGGUUUGCCUAAUGCAAAACGGACUUAGAACUCCACUGCUGCAAUCAUGAGUAUUUUCUUCCCAGUGUAUAAUUAGAACUAGACCACUUGUCUAAGUGCAGAAGCAUGCAUAUGUCACAUGUAUAAGUAAAACUAGACCACAGCAUUCUUCAAACAGACUGGCAGGACUGCUGACCUUCUAUGAUAAAACUGCCAUUAAAGAUUUCCAUAAAUCA